CGUGGAGAUAUAAGCAUCGCUGCAAAUGUCCUAGAAAAGUGACCUGUGUUUUUUUUUGAGACACGUGUGUGUUUAAAAACACGUUUUGUACAAAGGUCACUUUUUCUAGAACAUUUGCAGUGAUGCUUAUAUCUCCACGAAAACUCAUCAGAAGUUUCUCGGAGAUGCCCCAUUUGAAGAGCACACUUUCUUCUAUCAGACUAUGUAUAAGAAAAAAUCUUGAGUAUAUACGAAAGAAAAGAAAACUUUAUGAAACUAAAAUAUUAAGUCUUACUUUUAAGACUUCGAAGGAAAAACUCAAGAAAAUUCAAUAACUUUUGCAGGAAGCAAUAAGAGCCCAAAUCCUUUUGGGCUUUCUACUAGGACACUAUACAGUAUCUAUCGGCAAAAGAUCAUUGCAAUCGACGUUGGGCACCAUAGGUAUUAGACGCAAGCAAGUAAACACUUCUAAAACAGUCUAUUUGAUACGGUUUUAUUCGUAGAUUAUAAAUAUAGUAUGAGCUUUUACUAGAGACGGGAAAUUAAGACAGAACAAUAAUUUUCCCAGCUACUGUGUGUGAAACAGAUAGACUGUGUUCGAGACCAGUUUUUAAAGAUAUCCCUCCUUUUCUGACCCGUUGAGAAACCGACAAAGUCAUGUCUCAUCUGGCUGAAAUUUAUACCAGAGGUGGGAUAUCGAAAAAGAAAAUCUAUAUAUUUUUCUUCAAAAAUCUCUGACAUGUUCCUUUAUGGAUUAUCUAAAAAGCUUUAGUUUUCAUUCGGACAUUCACAGAGACUCAUCCUCCUCGCCCUCGUGCAGAUCUUCUGCUUUCUGCACCUGAACAAUUCUUUGUUCUGAUGAUAAUCUUUCUUGUAUUUAUAAAUUUUGUAGAUCGUAAGAAAAGAAGUUCCAAUGAGAAGAUACGUAAGUUAAAAAAGAUUAUUAAAUUAUAUUCAUCUUCAGAGAAAAGUGUUAAUACUGAGUCAGUAUACUGGCAGGAGGUCACCUAUCAUGUCAUCAAACUAAAUUUUGAAUGCUGUGUAUCUCGAGAAGACAAAAACUCGGAAACUAUUUCCGAAUAAAGUUAGAAGUAUUCAUCAAAAAAACUCAUCCAUACAAAGCCAUUGGAUUCGACUAGGUGUAGAGAAAUAAAGAAAUGUAUGAUUUACUCGAUAUCAGAACGAUUAUGCUCUUCAAAAUAGAAUGCUUCUAUCAAUGUACGAAUAAGUCACAAAAGGAAAACGAGAGAGACUUCGGUUUCUCGUCAUUUUGUAGCCAAGGUCUAACUGUAUCUUGUGAAUGAUAUGGGCAUCGGAAACUUGGAUUUUUAGAUCAUGUGCUUCGUGAAUCUAUUGAACAGGAUUAGUGUCUGCUGUUUUUCUUGCCCAUAGCAACAUCUUUGUCUGAUGGGUGUAGUUGAUAGCCCAAAGGCUGCUCCAAAAUUCACGCAAGUCCGAUCUCUUUAUCCAUCAAUAUGUUAAAAGAGACUUUCUGUUGUAGUACGAAUUGAAUGAUGAAAUGCCAAUUCUAGUUUUAUCUGGAUGAAUGAGUUUUUCAGUAUUUUCGCUUAGUAUAGUUGGAUAGAGAAAAAAUAGAAGUUGUGUGGUACAGAUACUUUUAACAUUAAUUUCUAAUGUGGUAUAUAUAGAGUGAUUUCCCAUCAUCCAUCCAUCACUGUCAAGAUAUCAUUUUCUUGUAUAAAAAAGAACAAAACAAAGAAGUAGGUAAAUUAUAAGACCACUAUUACUGAACUACCAAUACAGGCAAAAACCAAUGAUACAGAUGGAUUCAGUAAUAUUUUAGGUCCAAAGUGCUCAAGAUAGCAUUACGAUCAAAUCGAACAAAACUCUUCUAUCACAAUGAAACAUGGCCGAAUAAGGUGAAAGAUUGCUAUGGGCAAGAAAAACAGCAGACACUAGCCCUGUUCAAUAGAUUCAUGAAGCACAUGAUCUAAAAAUCCAAGUUUCCGAUGUCCAUAUCAUUCACAAGAGAGGGUUAAGCCUACAAAAUGACGACAAACUGAAAUCUCAUCAUUGCCAGUUCGAUUUAGUUUAUUCUCGCACAGCCGUAGACGUAUGGAAAAAAAGCAUUGCUAGCAGAAAAGUUUAUAACAGAAGAAUCUGCGUUUCACUAAGAAUGUAGACAGAUCGUUCUUUCGAGAUGGUCACAGAAAAAGAGACAAAAUAAAUAAUAAUAAUGGAAAAACAGAAAAGGAACCAAGAACAAUACAAGUAUCGAUAAUAAAAAUAUCAUUAGGCUCACAUUUUGAGAAAUAGUUUGGAGGACGCCUUUGAAAGCGCUGAGAGACGGUUUUGGUACUAUAUGCGCAUCAGUAGUCUGCACAACCAUACUUUUUUAGCCUCGGUCCCGUAGAAAAAACUUGUUUUUAUUCCAUACAAUUAUGUCCCAUUGACGAUUACGCAGAGCACGGUUGAGGUCCGACUAGAAAGUUUGCUGAUGAAGUAAAAAUUUUUUGUCGCCGCAAAUUCACAUCACACGAGAAAAGAUUUUGUUAAAAUAAUGUCGUUUUAUUUAGGUUUAGGUUAUGAUAUUUAUGAUGAUCAUGAUUAUGUAACACCGAAUAGAUUAUGGUGUCCAUGGAAGGAAGGUAAUUUUACGAAAGAUUUUAAAAUUAUUGAUAAAUUUACAAUUGAAAUAACUCAAACUUUAUCUACUCCUUUUGAACUGAUACUUUCGAAUAAUAAAAAUCGUAAUGCAAUUGAUAGUUACUCGAUAAAAUUAAUUGUCAGUGAAACACAAGCGUCAAUAAACAAAGUAUCGAAUAAUUCAACAUUUAUAUUAAACGAGACCAAAUAUAUUGAUACAUUUUUACAUAAAGAUCACGGUUCACACACUUAUUGGUUAAGUAUUGAUUCGAACGAUUUACUUGUUAAAUAUGGCCAAGGUGAAGUUAGAGAUAAAUUAACGAUUAUGAAAUGUAAAUUAGAUAAAGAACAUUUAAAAAACCAAAUUCAAUAUCUUCAUCUCAAAUUUAAUAAUAGCAUAGAUUUAAAUAAAUUAAAAGUAUUAGAAGAUAAAACGACAAUAAAAUUCAGUAGAUUUUCCGUUGCAAAUCAUGAUCCACCAUUGUUUAUUAUUAAACGAAGUACGCCGACAUGCGAAGUAAAGACAUGCGGUCUGGAAUUUUCGAGAUUAGCUGAACCAUAUGGAACAUUAUAUAAGGAUGUUAUUAACUGGAGAUUAGCUGAUGAAUUUGAAUUUGCUGAAGCAGCUGAAGCAAUUCAUCUAAGUGUAACAAAUCCGGAUGGAUGGUGUUAUCAAAAAUUACAAAUGAAAUCACAAACAUUUGGUAAUAAACCGAAUAUCUUAGCAACAUAUUUGAGAAUAACAAUUGGCGAAAAUAAUUUUGCUGGUAGUCGAUAUGUAUUGGAAAUUUGGCCACCUUUACAUUACAGUCCUAUUCGUUCACAUGCAAAUGCAUUUGGUAUUGUACUCGUAUUGCACGGAAAAGUAAAUAUUCAAUUAUUUCAAUCACUAAAUGUUGAACAUCGAAUACCAUUUCACAAUGCAACAUUGCGAAAAAGUAAUGUGACAUGGCUAUCACCUGGUUUAAACCAAAUUCACAAGAUAAUAAAUCCAUCACACGACGAAACAGCUAUAGUACUAAAGACCUAUCGGUAUGGUAAACAAGAUUACAGUGGUUAUGAAUAUUUUGAUUAUAUUGAUAAUGAUAACCGACAAAUUAAGUCAUUUUUACCAAAAACUGAUCUUGAAUACAGUGAAUUUAAAAAAGAAAUGAUUCGUGAAUGGCAUGAUGAUAUUGCAAAAAGAAAUAAUUGUCCGUAA
Messenger RNA from Didymodactylos carnosus, 3787 nucleotides. The record is from the annotation of a GenBank genome assembly. NCBI's taxonomy places the organism in Eukaryota, Metazoa, Rotifera, Eurotatoria, Philodinida, Philodinidae.